AUGCCAGUAGCGUUGGACGCAUAUGGACAGCCGCCUUACAACGUCUACGGCUACCAGCAACCGUCUCAAACUGAUGACGCGCGGCGGGUGAAGGAGCGUCUGGACUGGGAAGCGGACAAGCGUCGCGACGAGGAGCUUCGUCUCUUGGCCGAAGAACGCCGCUGUUGGGACGAGUCGCGCCUGUACGCAGCGCGCUCGGAAGGAUAUGGCCAAUUUCAUAUGCCAUCAGCCAAUCCGCAGCCGCAUCAGCCUCAGCCUCAGCCUCAUCAGCCCGACAUCUUCUUGCAGACGCGACAAACCCUCGCGGACCAGAAGACGAGGCUGCAGGCGCAGACGGUGCAAAACGAAGAAGUUGACAUCAAGGAUACCCUCGCGGAGCUGAUGAAAAAGAUCACCCGCACCAAGUCCAAGUUGGGCGACUUGAAUGUUAGCAGUCGAAAGCGAGGCGCAGAAGACGAUGGAAGGAAUCAGACUUCAUCUAGUCGUAAGCCUUCCGAAUCGCGCGGUCGCUCUGGUCGUCCGACAAACCGGGAGAACUUUGAUGCAUCGACCUGGGGUCGAGGUACGCAGUCUGAGCGUGCCUCAUUAAAGGAGACAUAA
Messenger RNA from Zymoseptoria tritici IPO323, 600 nucleotides. RefSeq lists its product as uncharacterized. The record is from RefSeq and is a predicted model, not a curated record. The transcript has a single exon. Lineage: Eukaryota; Fungi; Ascomycota; Dothideomycetes; Mycosphaerellales; Mycosphaerellaceae. Bases 1 to 600 code for a protein of 199 amino acids.